UAGGGAUUAGACCAAUGGAGGAUCUUGACGGCCUACCAUUGUCCUCACAGGCGCAUGGUUCUCCUCUCCUACUCCUGGAUCGCAUGAGGUGACGAGUAUCAAGCAAGGGCUGGACUCCAUCAACUAUUUUCUUUGUCUUCUUUUUCUGAUCCCACAGUGCUACCAAAAAUUCUCUUUCCCUUUUCUUCAUUCUUUCAACUGGCACUACGCCUCUCACUCUCUUUUCUCUUUAUCUACUUAUCCUUUGUCCCGCCCGUCGGCAGUAGAGAUUCCACUCUCUCUCUCUCGUUCUUUCAUCCCACGGUCACUACCUCUUCCAGCACUCGCAUUACUUGAGGACUUGACGCCCUCUUGUCAAUCCUUUUACCACCAACACAUUCUCUGCUAGACUUGUCAUCGCGACAAAAAAGCUCUACCUAAGCUCGACGCUGCUCGACAUUCUCUUCGUGAUUCGUCCACAAGAUCCAAAGACAAACUGUAGAGCCAGAUCUCCAGUCAUUUUCGAACCUCGUCCAAAACGAUACAACAUUUCCCUCAAGGAACGCCGACCAACUAUCUUCCAUUAUGGCCGUACUCAAGAACAUCACCCUCGCAGCGUUGCUGCUCGCUCCUUUCACCAUGGCUGCUCCCCGUCUAGAUGCGCGAGCCAUGUACACCCAUACCGACACCGAAAUCGUUUGGGUGACUGUUGAAGAAACCACCACUAUCUGGCUUGAACCCGGCGCACCAACUCCGGCCCCGGCGCCUGUUGCUGCUGCCGAUACAACCACUGUCGCUGUUGCAAACAGCUCGGCCACCUCUGGUCCCGCUGUCUUUGCCGCCCAAACUAUCUACGGCCCUUCGACGACCAUGGCAACUGUCGCCGGUGCUGCUGCUGCUCCAGCUGCCCCUCCAGCGUCCUCUCCUGCCGCAGCUGCGUGGUCGUCUGCACCGGCCCCGGCCCCAGUCGCACCAGCUCCGGCUUCUCCGGCUCCCGCUGCUGAGUCCUCGCCCGCUGCUGCUUCUGCCGCAUCUGCACCCGCCCCGUCAGCCUCAUCCUCGAAUGGUGGUGGCAGCCCUAAAGACAUCAGCGCCUCCCAAUCGGCAACCUGCGAGGGUACCGGCGCUGCUUGCGUCGGUGACGUAACUCAUUGGGAUGGAGGUCUCGGUGCAUGCGGCUGGAACGUCAACACAAACAGUGAUCUCUCAAUCGCUCUUCCCUAUCAAUUCAUGGGUACCCAGUCGAAUGGAAACCCUUACUGUGGACGUUCGGUGACUCUGUACAACCCCACCUCGGGCACCACGGUUCAGGCCAAGGUCGGCGACAAGUGUAUGGGUUGCGUCGACCGUGCCAUUGAUUGUACCGAUGCCUUGUUCAAUGCCAUCACCGAUGGGACAGGUAAUGGCCGUGUCCAUGGCAUUGAAUGGUGGUUCAGUUAGAUGCCUUUCUUAUCCCUAGAUAUCUGAGUCAGUGACUUGGGAUUUGGUGAUUAUUUCUGAAGGAGACAGGGAGAAGAAAUGCAUGACAUGACUUUUGAAAAGUCGAUCAUGGAGAAGUACAGUACAUGAUUUUUGGGGGGGCAAGGGUUUCUGGGAAGCCUUGAACAAAGAUAAACAAAUCCUCCAAACCCCGUUUCUUGGGCCGGAUUUUGUUACUUGAUUUUUUGUCAUAUAUCAACCAACCAGGUGUUGCUGGAUAUAUACUAGAAAAUUUUAAGCCCAAGGAAAUCUCGGUCGUGAAGGGGUCAAGUUUGUGGAUUUUUUAACGAACAUUUAUGAACAAAUAGGAAAGGAGAUGGGAUAUAGGAUAUAGGAUAUAGGAAAUAUGGAAUUAUGAAUCAAGCGCCAUUGCAUCCA
Messenger RNA from Exophiala oligosperma, 1836 nucleotides. RefSeq lists its product as uncharacterized. The record is from RefSeq and is a predicted model, not a curated record. The transcript has 2 exons. The coding region runs from base 565 to 1419 and encodes 284 amino acids. Lineage: Eukaryota; Fungi; Ascomycota; Eurotiomycetes; Chaetothyriales; Herpotrichiellaceae.